Molecule: messenger RNA, 3276 nt
Organism: Lactuca sativa (garden lettuce)
Lineage: Eukaryota; Viridiplantae; Streptophyta; Magnoliopsida; Asterales; Asteraceae
Product: alpha-1,4 glucan phosphorylase L-1 isozyme, chloroplastic/amyloplastic
Biological process (GO): glycogen catabolic process
Cellular component (GO): cytoplasm
Molecular function (GO): pyridoxal phosphate binding; glycogen phosphorylase activity
Source: RefSeq, a predicted model, not a curated record
GUUAAUCCUUCCAGGAAUAAGGAUGUUCUUGUUAAUGCUUGGAUUUGCUUGUAAAGCACUCGAGCCACAUGUGACUGCAACUCAUCGAUUUUGGCGCCCAGCACAUGACUCUCGGGAUUUGAUCACUUCCAAUGCUCAGCAACACACGUAAAUGGCGAUAAAGUGAAUACAGACACACGGAUAAUCGAUUUCUCUGCCUGUAAAAACCGGUCAUUACUGGAAAUUUAGCAAGAGAAGCUUUACUGCUAGUAGCAAGGGUUUCACUGAUCUCUACAGUGUGUGUGGAAAUGGCGUACUGUGCUGCUACUGCUUCAAGCCCUGGUGGCGGAGGAGCACUGACGAUACCGCAUUGUUCUUCAAUUUCAAGGUUGAUCAAUUUUAAUCUCAGCAAGAAGACGUCGAACCAUCUGUUCUUCACCACCGCUGCGGAUUUCAGAAAACGGCGUUUUUAUGUGAGGAGUGAGGCAAAGCCUACGCUCAAGGAUCCGGUCACCGUCGAACAAGGAGAUGCAGGGAGUAAUAUUGAAACAUCAAAAUCUGAUGCUGAAGCUGUGGCAUCAAGAAUUACUUACCAUGCAGAGUUCACACCAUCAUUUUCUCCUGAUGGAUUUGAUCUCCCCAAGGCAUACUUUGCAACUGCACAAAGCAUACGUGACUCACUCAUCAUCAAUUGGAAUGCAACUUAUGAUAUGUACGAAAGGAUGAAUGUAAAGCAAGCUUACUAUUUGUCUAUGGAGUUUCUACAGGGAAGAGCUCUACUGAAUGCCAUUGGUAACCUAGAGCUAACUGGUGCUUAUGGAGAAGCUUUGAGCAAACUUGGCCACAAACUUGAGAAUGUGGUUUCACAGGAACCAGAUGCUGCUCUUGGAAAUGGAGGACUUGGUAGGCUUGCUUCAUGUUUUCUUGACUCUUUAGCAACAUUAAAUUAUCCAGCAUGGGGUUAUGGGCUCAGAUACAAAUAUGGUUUGUUCAAACAGCUAAUCACAAAAGAAGGGCAGGAGGAGGUUGCUGAAAACUGGCUUGAGAUGGGAAAUCCAUGGGAGAUUGUGAGAAAUGACAUCUCAUAUCCCAUUAAAUUCUAUGGGAAAGUUGUCAAAGGUUCUGAUGGAAAGAAACGUUGGAUAGGAGGAGAAGAUAUAGUUGCAGUUGCAAAUGAUAUUCCAAUUCCAGGAUACAAAACAAAAACUACAAUUAACCUUCGUUUAUGGGACACUAAAGUUCCACCUUCAGACUUUGAUUUAUCUGCUUUUAACUCUGGAGACCACACUAAAGCAUGUGAAACCCAAGCAAAUGCAGAAAAGAUAUGUUAUAUAUUAUAUCCAGGGGAUGAUUCUUUGGAAGGGAAAACUCUUAGACUGAAACAACAAUAUACAUUAUGCUCUGCUUCUCUUCAAGAUAUUAUCACACGUUUUGAAAAGAGGUCUGGGGUGAAUGUGAUGUGGAAUGAGUUUCCAGAAAAAGUUGCUGUUCAAAUGAAUGAUACCCAUCCUACCCUUUGCAUUCCUGAGCUGAUGAGGAUAUUGAUGGAUUUGAAGGGCAUUAGCUGGAAAGAAGCUUGGGAUAUUACCCAAAGAACUGUGGCUUACACCAAUCAUACUGUUCUACCAGAAGCAUUAGAGAAAUGGAGUUUAGAACUCAUGCAGAAACUUCUCCCUAGACAUGUUGAAAUCAUAGAGAUGAUUGAUGAGGAGUUAGUGAAUAGGAUAGUAGCAGAAUUUGGUAAAUCAGAUCCUGAAUUGUUGGAAAGAAAGUUGAAUGCCAUGAGAAUUCUUGAAAAUGUUGAGCUGCCAUCUUCCAUAGCUGAUCUGUUUAUCAAACCAAAAGACGUUUCUGCCCUUGAUACAAGUGAAGUGUCUGAUGAUGAAGAAGAUGAUAUUGUUGGAGAAAAGGAGAAACUGAUGGAUUUGGAAGAAGCUCCAAUUCCACCAAAAUUGGUGAGAAUGGCUAAUUUAUGUGUUGUUGGUGGCCAUGUUGUCAAUGGGGUUGCUGCAAUUCACAGUGAAAUUGUAAAACAGGAUGUUUUCAACGACUUUUAUAAGCUAUGGCCUGAGAAAUUUCAAAACAAAACAAAUGGAGUGACACCAAGAAGAUGGAUAUAUUACUGCAAUCCUGCCCUCAGUAAAAUCAUAACCAAAUGGACUGGUGGAGAAGAUUGGGUUCUCAACACUGAAAAAUUGGCAGAAUUGCGUAAGUUUGCAGAUGAUGAGGAUCUCCAAAGUGAGUGGAAAGCUGCAAAAAGGAGCAACAAAAUCAAAGUUGUGUCAUUUCUUAAAGAGAAAACAGGAUAUUCUGUUAGUCCUGAUGCAAUGUUUGACAUCCAGGUGAAACGUAUUCAUGAAUACAAGAGACAGUUGUUAAACAUCUUGGGAAUCGUUUACCAAUACAAGAAGAUGAAAGAAAUGACCCCCAUUGAGAGAAAAGACAAAUUUACCCCUCGGGUUUGUAUAUUUGGAGGGAAAGCAUUCGCCACAUAUGCACAAGCCAAAAGAAUUGUGAAACUCAUCACAGAUGUUGGGGCCACCAUAAACCAUGAUGCUGACAUUGGGGACUUACUCAAGGUUGUGUUCGUCCCUGAUUACAAUGUCAGUGUUGCGGAAUUGCUGAUUCCCGCAAGUGAGCUUUCACAGCAUAUAAGUACUGCUGGAAUGGAAGCCAGUGGAACUAGCAACAUGAAAUUCUCCAUGAAUGGUUGCAUCUUAAUUGGGACAUUAGAUGGGGCAAAUGUGGAAAUUAGGGAAGAAGUUGGAGAAGACAACUUUUUCCUUUUUGGUGCUCGAGCACAUGAGAUAUCAGGGUUACGAAAGGAAAGAGCUGAGGGAAAGUUUGUGCCUGAUCCUUGCUUUGAAGAAGUGAAGGAAUACAUAAGAAGUGGUGUAUUUGGGGCUUACAAUUAUGAUGAAUUAAUGGGAUCUUUAGAAGGCAAUGAAGGAUUUGGUUGUGGAGACUACUUCCUUGUAGGGAAAGACUUCCCAAGUUACAUAGAAUGCCAAGAGAAGGUCGAUAAGGCUUAUAGAGACCAAAAGAGAUGGACAAGGAUGUCGAUUUUGAACACAGCUGGGUCCUACAAGUUUAGUAGUGAUCGAACAAUUCAUGAGUAUGCUCGAGACAUAUGGAACAUUCAACCUCUUCAACACAACUAGGUAACCAUGCCAUACGUCAUUUGUUGAUGUCAAUAAAAACAAUAUGUUAUUUGGGUUUAAGUUUUCUUAAAUAGUUUGUAACUAGUUAAAUAAUUUAUUAGCAAAUAAUAAUAAUUACAAAAGUAAUUAAAUUUUA